AAACAAAUCCUACAAUUUUUGUCGUUUUGUUCUCUCCCCUUAACUUGUAUCGAUAGUCCAAUGAUCGUGAUUAGCUGUUUUCAUCAGAACGUAGUGGAAGAGAUAACCAUGGCAAUGUGCAGGGCGAGAGCGCUUUUUUCUUUCUCCAAGUGCAAGCCUACACUCUUAUCCCCUCUCUUUCAUUUCUCUCCGAUACGCCGUUUUUCGUCAUCUGAGUUUGAGAGUGUUGGGUUCAUAGGGCUGGGAAAUAUGGGCUCCAGAAUGGUGCAUAAUCUAAUAAAGGCAGGAUACAAAGUGGCCGUUCAUGACAUAAACUGUAAUGUCUUAAAGAAGUUCUCUGACAUGGGAGUCUCUACAAAAGAAACACCUUUUGAAGUUGCAGAAGCAAGUGAUGUCGUAAUUACAAUGUUGCCUUCUUCUUCUCAUGUAUUUGAUGUGUUCACUGGACCAAAUGGUUUGCUUCAAGGUGGAAAUCUCCUAAGACCAUGGUUAUUAAUAGAUUCGUCUACUAUUGAUCCACAAACAUCGAGAAAGCUUUCUGUGACUGUAUCUAAAUGUAUUUUAAAGGAAAAGAAAGAUCAUUGGGUGAACCCUGUCAUGUUGGAUGCUCCUGUGUCUGGAGGUGUUCUUGCUGCAGAAGCUGGGACACUUGCUUUCAUGGUUGGUGGGUCUGAGGAAGCUUACCUGGCUGCAAAACCCUUAUUACUUUCAAUGGGGAAAAACACAAUAUAUUGUGGGAAAGCAGGAAAUGGCUCAGCAGCAAAGAUCUGCAAUAAUUUGGCAAUGGCUGUUAGCAUGCUUGGUAUCUCAGAAGCCCUUGCUCUUGGUCAGUCUCUUGGAAUUGCUGCCAGCACUCUGACAAGAGUAUUCAACUCUUCAAGUGCUCGCUGUUGGAGUAGUGACAGUUACAAUCCAGUUCCUGGAGUGAUGGAAGCAGCACCCUCUUCGAGAAAUUAUGAUGGUGGGUUUGCAUCUAAGCUAAUGGCAAAAGACCUAAACCUUGCUGCAGCAUCGGCCAUUGAUGUUGGUCGAAAAUGCCCAUUGACGUCCCAAGCUCUAGAGAUAUAUACAGAACUCUGCCAGGAUGGCCAUGAGGCCAGGGACUUCUCCUGUGUUUUCCGUCAUUAUUACUCAGGCAUGGAUGAGUUUUAGUUCAAGCAAUAAAGUUUUCUGGAAGAAGAAGCUCAAACUUUGGAAAAGCUCAUCCUCUCCUUUUUGUGUCAUCAUGCUGCCAUUUCACGGGCUUCGUGUUUAACUCUACUCCUAUUUGAUACAGUUGUUCGUUUCUUUACUAAUCGAAUUCGGUGCUGCUGUCGUUUGUCUAUUUGACAUAAAGGAUGGUUGGAGAAAGCUAGAAACCUCUCUCUCUCUCUCUCUCUCUCUCUCUAUAUAUAUAUAUAUAAUAACAGUAUGGAAAAAGCUUCAAUUAUCCUUUUUGGAGCUGAUUCCAAUGACAUCUCCUUGAGGAUGUAAAUUUGUAUGAAAUUUCACAUCAACUUAUUUUUAGGUUAUUUUUAUCUCA
Molecule: messenger RNA, 1522 nt
Organism: Juglans regia (Persian walnut)
Lineage: Eukaryota; Viridiplantae; Streptophyta; Magnoliopsida; Fagales; Juglandaceae
Product: probable 3-hydroxyisobutyrate dehydrogenase, mitochondrial
Exons: 10
Coding region: 61-1152 (363 amino acids)
Biological process (GO): L-valine catabolic process
Molecular function (GO): 3-hydroxyisobutyrate dehydrogenase activity; NADP binding; NAD binding
Source: RefSeq, a predicted model, not a curated record